AUGGUGCUGCUGAGUGCAUCAGUGUGUGGGCUGAGGAGACUGGUAGCCAUGUGUGCAGCGUAUGCCGCCUCGCAUGGACUAGUCUACAAUGUCAAAAAAAGUGUGGUCAUGGUCUUUGAGGACGGAAGUAGACGCUGGUCGAAUGUGCCCUCUGUAUCUAUUAAUAACUGCGUGUUACAGAGGGUACACAAGUUUAAAUAUCUAGGACAUAUGCUGACUUCCGACCUCAAGGACGAUGACGACAUAGAAAGAGAACGAAGGGCGUUGUCGGUUCGUGCUAAUAUGUUGGUCCGUAGGUUUGCGCGCUGUACGAGGUCAGUCAAGAUUACUCUUUUCAGAGCAUUUUGCACGACCUUCUACACGUGCAGCCUGUGGAACACAUACACGCUUAGGGCCUACAACGCUCUUCGUGUCCAGUUUAACAACGCAUUCAGAAUGCUGUUGGGGCUUCCCCGCUACUGCAGCGCUUCGGGCAUGUUUGCUGAGGCACGCGUGGAUUGCUUCUACGCCACUAUGCGCAAACGAUGCGCGUCCUUAGUGCGAAGAGUGAGGGGGAGUACCAACAGCAUUCUUGCUAUGAUAGCUAGUCGACUCGAUUGUCCAUAUGUGCGUCACUGCUGUGCCAUAUCUAACGGUAUGGAGCAGAGGUGA
Molecule: messenger RNA, 651 nt
Organism: Aricia agestis (brown argus)
Lineage: Eukaryota; Metazoa; Arthropoda; Insecta; Lepidoptera; Lycaenidae
Exons: 1
Coding region: 1-651 (216 amino acids)
Source: RefSeq, a predicted model, not a curated record